Molecule: messenger RNA, 2275 nt
Organism: Elephantulus edwardii (Cape elephant shrew)
Lineage: Eukaryota; Metazoa; Chordata; Mammalia; Macroscelidea; Macroscelididae
Gene: RNF139
Product: ring finger protein 139
Exons: 2
Coding region: 21-2021 (666 amino acids)
Biological process (GO): ERAD pathway
Cellular component (GO): endomembrane system; endoplasmic reticulum
Molecular function (GO): zinc ion binding; ubiquitin protein ligase activity
Source: RefSeq, a predicted model, not a curated record
CCCCGGCGCGGCGGCGGGUCAUGGCGGCGGUGGGGUCCCCGCAGCAGCAGGUGCGGAUGGCCCAUCAGCAGGCCUGGGCGGCGCUCGAGGUGGCGCUCCGGGUGCCCUGCCUCUAUAUCAUCGACGCCAUCUUCAACUCCUACUACGACUCCAGCCAGAGCCCCUUCUGCCUCGGGUUCCAGAUCUUCCUCCGGCUCCUCGGUAUAUUUGUAUCCAGUAUUGUUCUUAUCUUGUCGCAGCGAUCACUUUUCAAGUUUUACAUGUACAGCUCAGCUUUUCUCCUCGCUGCAACCUCAGUGUUGGUGAAUUACUAUGCUGCUUUGCACAUUGACUUCUAUGGUGCCUACAACACGUCAGCUUUUGGAAUUGAGCUGCUUCCUCGAAAAGGCCCUUCGCUGUGGAUGGCUCUGAUUGUUCUCCAGUUAACGUUUGGAAUUGGCUAUGUGUCACUGCUCCAGAUCCGCUCCGUCUAUUCACAGUUAAUUAUUUUGGAUCUCUUGGUUCCUAUCAUAGGCUUAAUCACAGAGCUACCAGUGCACAUCAGAGAGAUGUUAGUUGUCAUUUCUUCUUUGAUUCUUACAUUAAAUACAGUGCUCGUAUUGGCAGUGAAACUGAAGUGGUUUUAUUAUUCCGCACGGUAUGUCUAUCUUCUGGUGAGGCACAUGUAUCGGAUCUAUGGCUUGCAGUUACUGAUGGAGGAUACGUGGAAGAGGAUUCGUUUCCCAGACAUCCUGCGAGUCUUCUGGCUGACAAGAAUGACGGCCCAGGCCACAGUGCUCAUAUACAUUCUAAGGGUGGCAAAUGAAACGGAGUCCAUCUUUAUUUCGUGGGAUGAUUUCUGGGACCUCAUUUGCAACCUUAUAAUUAGCGGAUGUGAUUCGACACUGACUGUUCUGGGCAUGAGUGCUGUCAUUUCCUCGGUUGCCCAUUAUUUGGGCCUUGGAAUAUUGGCCUUUAUUGGAUCGACUGAAGAAGAUGACAGGCGGCUUGGCUUUGUAGCACCUGUUCUUUUUUUCAUCUUGGCUCUUCAGACUGGUCUCAGUGGGCUCAGGCCUGAAGAGAGACUUAUUCGCUUAAGUAGAAACAUGUGCCUUUUAUUAACUGCUGUCCUGCAUUUCAUCCACGGAAUGACAGACCCCGUGCUGAUGUCCCUCAGUGCCUCUCAUGUGUCGUCCUUCCGCAGACACUUUCCUGUGCUCUUUGUCUCAGCUUGCCUCUUCGUUCUUCCUGUUUUACUCAGUUACGUUCUUUGGCAUCACUAUGCACUGAAUACUUGGUUGUUUGCAGUGACAGCCUUUUGUGUGGAACUCUGCUUAAAAGUGAUUGUUUCUCUCACUGUUUAUAUGUUAUUCAUGAUUGAUGGCUACUACAAUGUCCUCUGGGAAAAGCUCGAUGAUUAUGUCUACUACGUUCGUUCCACAGGCAAUAUUAUUGAGUUUAUAUUUGGAGUGGUAAUGUUUGGAAAUGGGGCUUACACUAUGAUGUUUGAGUCAGGAAGUAAAAUUCGAGCAUGUAUGAUGUGCCUACAUGCAUAUUUUAACAUCUACUUACAAGCGAAAAAUGGCUGGAAGACAUUUAUGAAUCGUAGGACUGCUGUUAAGAAAAUUAAUUCACUUCCUGAAAUAAAAGGGAGCCGCUUACAAGAAAUAGAUGAUGUGUGUGCAAUCUGCUAUCAUGAGUUUACAACAUCUGCUCGCAUUACACCAUGUAACCAUUAUUUCCAUGCACUUUGCCUUCGGAAAUGGCUGUACAUUCAAGACACUUGUCCAAUGUGCCAUCAAAAUGUAUACAUCGAAGAUGAUGUCAAGGACAGUUCAAGUACAGCUAACAACAAUGGAUUUAUUGCACCCAAUGAAAACCCAGAAGAACCUGUAGCAGAAGCUGGUGCUGAAUCCGACAGGGAAAUGAAUGAAGAGGACAGUACAGAUUAUGACGAUGAUGAUGUUCCGAGAGACAGAAAUGGAGUCAUUCAGCACAGGGGCCCAGCAGCCGAAGAACUGGUUAAUGAUGAUACUGAUUAAAAUGGCAUUUACUAAUCAUUGAAGUAUUUGUUUAAAAUUCAGUUCAUCCAAAAUGGAAUAAUAGGCUUCACUUCAGUGUGUAACCAGCACAAAAACAGUAUCAAUGUUGAAUCUGUGAAUGGUUAUCUGUUUACUGUGAUGUGCUACUGUAAAUAUACCUCUUUAAUUACUUCUGGUCUCUUUGGUGACCUAUUUAAAUUUGUGUACAUUAUUGUACAUAGAAUAAAAUGUUUUCACAUGUUUUUAUGACAAAA